GGUUUACCAAUAUCGUCCUUUGCCCCCGUACAAAGUUGGGGAAGCUAUCCACUCAUGCUUACCCUUGCUGACAGGUCGAAAACACAAAUAUUUGCUAUUUUCUAGUAUAUGCAGAGGUCAAUACCAUACAAGAAGAAAGACAUGGACAGAGUGAUAGGAUGGUUCUGGAGAGACUCUUCAAAAACUCAGGAGAAACAAGAUGAAUUGCCACCAACUGUAGCUGCACAAGACACAGAGAAAACAAAAGAACCUGCAGAAAAUCUUACACAAGUAAACAGUAAUUUAAACAAAAGCAACAGUGCACAAGUGACUGAAGUGAAUAAUCAAGUAAAUAAUGUAGAACCAGUGUUAUACUCAGAUGUAUCAUUAAACACAAAAAUGUUGCUAUGGAUACAAAAGAACACAUACUUACAACCAGAAGAUUGCCUUUUCUGUAAACUGACUGCUACCGGUUGUGCUACAUUGUUACUGGUCGGUGGUUUAAAUGCUUACAGCAAUGCAGCUACGAAAAGGAAUUUCAGAACAGUCACGGUUAAAACAUCUUAUGCACUAAUAUUUGCAAUGUGGGCAACAUUUAUGUGUAAAGAAUGGUGCAAUGCAGUGUUCCUACCACCGGGAGAUCAGCCUAGGUCAUUUUUAGAAGCUGAAAAAUUAAACUUUGCACGUUAUAAAGAAAAAGUAAACUUUGCACGUUCUAAAGAAUCCAGGAAAAGUAAAGAAAAGGAGAAUAAACAAGAGAGUGGUCAACAAUAGUGUAGUUUCCUGGAUCUCAUUUAACAGUUACACAGUGUACGACUGCUUUUAAAGAGUGGAUAUACCAUUAUUGUUUCAGAAUUGAAUGUUUAUCAUUCUAUAAAUGUUUUAUGUACAACAGAAUGUUUUGUCAGUUAUUUAAAUGUUAUUCAUUUUCAGAAUAUGCAGCGCAUUGUUUCCUUGCAAGUGAAUAAAUUCUAAUUAAAACUAGA
This is a messenger RNA of Mercenaria mercenaria, 965 nucleotides long. RefSeq lists its product as uncharacterized. NCBI's taxonomy places the organism in Eukaryota, Metazoa, Mollusca, Bivalvia, Venerida, Veneridae. The transcript is spliced from 3 exons. The coding region runs from base 109 to 753 and encodes 214 amino acids. The record is from RefSeq and is a predicted model, not a curated record.